Messenger RNA from Rhododendron vialii, 1504 nucleotides. RefSeq lists its product as uncharacterized. The coding region runs from base 205 to 930 and encodes 241 amino acids. The record is from RefSeq and is a predicted model, not a curated record. NCBI's taxonomy places the organism in Eukaryota, Viridiplantae, Streptophyta, Magnoliopsida, Ericales, Ericaceae. The transcript has 10 exons.
CUAGAGUCCAGGCUGCUUGUGUACUAGCGUUCGUAUCGAGAGGAAGAGAGAGAGAGAGAGAGAGAGAGAUGGUAAAAUGGCUUCUCUUUCUGAUGCUUUCCCUGCAAGGGACGAUUGGAGUCUUCUCAACUUCUUCACAUCUGACACAGGAAAAUCAGGACACAGAGGAGUACGCCGCUGAAAGGCAACUGAUCUAGCUAAAAAAUGGUAUUUAGAACACUUAAGCAGGAAGACCAGCAUACUCAUGAAGUUCAUUGUUCUAGAGAAAGAAGUAGAGCAGCUUGGGAAAUUAUUGAGGAGUAUUUGAUGCCUUUUGUCGAACAAGAAAAGUAUCAGAUCUCGAGGAAGUGUGGACUUCAUCCUGAGAAUGAUAUCUUUAGAGAUCAAGAGGAGAACAAGAUCCAUGUGGAUAUUAAUGAAUGGCGGUGUGGAUACUGUAGGAAAAUCUUCAGAGGAGAGAAAUUUCUUGAUCAACAUUUUGACAACAGACACUACAAUCUCCUAAAUGUUAGUGAAAGCAAGUGCUUAGCAGAUUUAUGUGGGGCAUUGCAUUGCGACUUUACAAUGGAUUCUUAUUCAAAGUUUCGUAAAACCAAAUGCAAUCCUGCAGCAGCUGCAAGAAAUCACCACUUGUGCGAGAGUCUUGCUGAUAGUUGUUUUCCUGUUGGUCAGAGUCCAUCAGCAAAUCGUCUUCAUGAAUUAUUCCUGCGGCAAUUCUGUGAUGCGCACACUUGCUCAGGAGGAAGAAAACCUUUUCCAAGGGGUAAAAAGAAGCAUACAAGCAUUUUCUACUUGGCUAUUUCAAUAUUGACCCUGAUGCUGCUCCCAAUCUUCUAUCUAAUUGUUUAUUUGCACCAAAGAGAAACAAGAAAAGGAACCCAAGAGUUGAAGCGCGUCGCACAACUUGGACGAAAAUCGAAGCCGUCAUAGUUGUUUACGUAAAGGUCAGAGUGCAAAUGAAUUCAGUGUGUUAUGGCACCAUUUUUCUUUCUCUGUAAGUCAAGCCAUUGGAAUUGCCAAUUUGGAGAGACAAGGGGAUGGUGACAGAAUCUGACUGAAGAUUUUGUGUGCCGAUUGAAUGCCUCCAACACAUUCCCUCGUGAAACUGGAUUCACUGGAAGCCUCUCCGGUCAGGAGAUCUGCAUGGAAACUUUGAUCGCAUCUUUCCCAAGAGGUGACAUACCGGCGUCUCAAAAUUAUCAGUUUUGUUAUUAGAAGGAAAAAACUUGUAAAACGCAACAAGCAUAUGUUGUUUCCUACAUGAAGUUGUGAUUUGGACCUUAAGAGCCGUCGAAUGGAGUUUUUUCCUCUCCUCAGCUCUCUUUUGUCAUGAGCCUAGUUACAUAGUUCAUAAUGAUUCAUCCCAAAUGGUUGUGCCCAACCCCAACCAUGGUUCUGCCUCUCAACUGGCUCUAAUGUUGACUAUUUGUGAUGAACAUUGAUUUGUACUAUAUAAUGUAGCAAAAUCACAACUGGUGAAUAUUGGCGGUGUUCAGUUGGCCAA